Molecule: messenger RNA, 858 nt
Organism: Halichondria panicea
Lineage: Eukaryota; Metazoa; Porifera; Demospongiae; Suberitida; Halichondriidae
Exons: 5
Coding region: 141-614 (157 amino acids)
Source: RefSeq, a predicted model, not a curated record
CUUGCAAACUUUUCCACAUCCUGUCAUGUGUUAGUUCUGAUCAUGAAUAAGUAAUAAGUAAACAAACCAAGGUUGGCUAAACAUCAGAAGAGUGAAGUUUGAAGUAUACAAGAACAAUCAUAGCCUCAACAGCAGAGAGAAUGUUUUCCAAGUCUUGUGUCUCAGUGAUGCUGCUAGCAUCAACCUUGCUAUUAGUUGCACUCCCAGCUCGUGCAGAGGAGAGGCCUGGACAGCUAGCACACGACCUUUCCUUCUCUCUGUCAGUGUCCAUUGUGGCCGUGUGUGUGGUGAUCAUGCUCAUUGUUGGAAUUGUGCUACUGCACCGAGCAAAGAAGGGACACUUCUGCUGUCUAAAACCGAGAAUCAUAUACCCUGUGGUGCAACGAAAGCGGACCAGCCGUGCAGUACGCAAGAAUGACCCAGAGGAGCCCCAGGUCCCUGCCCCCUCCUAUGAGGUCCACCCUCGUGGUGCCAAUAUUGCUCCUCCAGAUUAUGAGGACGCACUGCAGGACGUGGUGGUCCAACCAGCAGAGCCCCAGGAGCAGGCUGAGACCACCAUCGCAGACAACGUUUCCCUGGACGACACUGAUGACCGCACCCCGCUUAAUCCAUGAGCAGCUAUAUGAUUGAUUGAUACACACAUUCCUUUCUGUACUUUAUAUAGUCAGUGACACUUCCAAUAAUUGUACUUGUCUUGUUGUGUAUCACAAACAUCUGCUUUACACAAAUGAAUAUCUAUGUAAGUUAUGUGUGCUAUAAAUGCAGUCAUGAAUAGCAUUGGCAUAAGUACAAUUUUUUUACAAUCUUUUUGAUUCGUGUUUUUGGUAUUCAGACAGUAAUUGUUGAGUUUGCUAUGUA